Messenger RNA from Penicillium vulpinum, 1140 nucleotides. RefSeq names its product Glycosyl transferase family 25. The transcript is spliced from 4 exons. The coding region runs from base 1 to 1140 and encodes 379 amino acids. The record is from RefSeq and is a predicted model, not a curated record. Lineage: Eukaryota; Fungi; Ascomycota; Eurotiomycetes; Eurotiales; Aspergillaceae.
AUGGCAUUUUCCCAGUUGCGCUUUGUACAGCUCCUCCUAGUCGUGUUCGGAGUCGCUUUCAUCUUGUUCAAGCUACGACCGACCACUCAUAGAGGAACCGCCCCCACCCAGCAGGUCUGGAGCGGCCCUAAUUGGGAUGACUUUGAUGCCAUUAGAAAUGAAACCCUUGGGGUUCAAAAAAUCUUCGCCAUUAAUCUUAUCAGCCGGCCUGACAAGCGGGAUAAUAUCGUUCUGGGCUCAUCUCUCAGUAAUUUCCACGUCGACUGGAUCGACGGCGUGACUCCGGACGAGGUAGAUGCUAAAUCCUAUCCAUAUAACUGGAACCAUGGCCAUAAACGAACCGAGUACGCUGCCCGACGGGCGCAUAUAAAUGGACUCCAACGAGUUGUCCAGGAGAGAUUAGCCAGUGCUAUUAUUAUGGAAGACGAUGCCGACUGGGACGUAUCGAUCAAACUCCAGCUUGAGAGCUUCGCCCACGCAGUCCGAGCCCUCCAGCUUCAGGAUACCCAGAAAAUCCCCACCGAGUCACCAUACGGCGAUGACUGGGACAUCCUAUGGCUAGGCCACUGCGGUAUGUCAUGUAAAACCGACUUUCCAUUUUACCUCACUCCGAAUGAUCCGACUAUCCCAAUGCCCCAACACUUCCUCCCCCUGUGGCGCGACCCUCCAACAUUCGAGGGCCAUGAGAGGGCAAAUCAUAGUCGACUUAUCUGCACAGCAAGCGAUGCAGUCUGCUCGAUGUUUUAUGCUGUGAGCUACAGAGGCGCACAAAGAAUCCUCGCAGCACUGUCGGUGAACCCGUCCGGUCUUGCGGAGGAAAUUGAUAUCGGUGCCCAGUUUGACGUCUCGCUCGGGCGUAUCUGCGGCAAUGGUUACUUGCGGUGUUUUGCACCUUACCCAUCGAUCACAGGUGGCUUCCAUCAGGCAGGGCCAAGAGCAAAGUCUUCUGAUAUCCAUGAUGAGGUUGGUGAGGAAGAAGGCUUUUUCAGCUGGGGGGUGGUAUACAGCACAAUGCUCAAUAUAAACCGUAUCUUGAAGGGAGAACUGACUAUUCAUGCUACAUGGGACGAUGUGGAUGUGUUGGAUGUUAUUCCUGGAGAUAUAACAAUGGAAAAGGGCGCUAUUUACUCUCCAAAGUAG